AUGCGAUCGCUUAUAAUCCUGUUAGUAGGUUUUAGCACUAUUUUACAUGGUAGUCAUUUUCGUGGUGGCACAAUGACAUGGCGUCCUUUGAAUAAUACUCCAUCCGGCAGUACAGUUGCCGUUCAAGUGCGUGAACGAUGGUCAUGGAAUCGUGCUUAUGUUAGUGGUAGUACUAAUUUUUUCUGUAAUGAUGCGACCAUAGCUGCACAUGGUACUAUGGGAAUUAGCUCUGGCAAUUAUGUCAGUUGUUAUGGCGGUCUUUGUAGUUAUUGGACUAUUAUGGAUACAGCAAUAAACUGCACAGAUUAUAGUGCUAACCUUACUGUUAGUUCUGGCGAACAUUAUGAAACGCAAACAUUUCCAUUAAAUAUUACACUUAUUGUUGCUUUUAGUGCAAGUCAAUGGUUUGCAAAUAUUGUUGCUGGCAAGGGGAGCUCGCCAUGGAGUGUUGUCUGUCAGAUCAACACUAUUAUUAGACCCGAUGGCUACAUAAAUUCCAGUCCUAUUGCUGUCAGUCUUCCUAUUAUUUUCAAACAAAUUAAUAUUCAACAAGUACAUGUUGUUCAAAUGUCUGAUUUUGAUGGAACCGAUACAUUGCGAUGUCGAUGGUCAACUUCAUCAGGCAAUAUUAACAAUUUCGAUGAAUGUGGUGGUAUAUGUAAUGGUGUUCCUGGUGCUAGUCUUAUUGCGGAGAAUUGCACAAUUGUGUUUACGCUUACACUUGCUGGCUGGUACGCUGUAGCAGCAUUACAAAUUGAAGAUUUUUUUAGUACUACAUCGACAACACCAAUGAGUUCUGUCCCAAUACAAUUUCUUUUCUAUGGUUAUGCGGCACCUACCGCUAGUUGUACUACUCCACCUGCUAUCAUUGGUAAUCUACCAAACCGAGCUUGUAUUGGUACACCAAUCGGUUCUAAUGUUACUCAAUAUAUCAUUAUACAAGUUUAUUGUCCUGGACAUGCUAUUGUUGAUUUAGUUAGUAGCGUUCCAACUGGUAUGACAAAGAGUCUUAUUAUCAAUUCAAGUCCUAAUGUCUAUGAAAUCAUUCUCAGCUGGGUUCCCAUAGAAGCUCAAUAUGGCCCGCAAUCUGUCUGUGCUGGAGCUAUCGAUAGUAUACAACUUCAAUCUAAUCAAUGGUGUGUUACAUUCUUAGUUGGCAUUGAAUCUCCUGAUGUCAUUCGUCCAACAAUGGUUCAAGGUUCAGCUUCACCAAUUGGCACUGUCUUUCAAAAUCAAACCCUUUUCUCGAUUCAAACGACAAAGGCUGUAAAUCGUCCAACACUUAAUAAUACUUUCAUCUAUUUCACAGAUGCUGCUAAUACUACUCAACCCGUUGCGAAAUUUGAUUGUGGUUGGGACCCUAAUGUCAUAUAUACAGGUUAUACAACUAUCAUUCGUUUUCCAGUUGCACCAUGGAUUCCUGGACAUUUUUAUUAUGUGACAUUCGAUACUGGUGUUGCUAGUGGAACUGAAUUUUGUGGUCCUGAAUCUGCUCCGAUUUAUGAUCCAACAUAUUGGGUAUUUAACAUUUGGGAUCCAGCUUUAUCAUCUACAACAACAACAACUACUACUCCACCAACAACUCAUACAGUUACAUCCUUAGGUACAACCACUACUUCGAUUAAUACUGCAUGUACAACAUCUGGCAUAGUGGCAACUACUUCAGCUGCUGUUACAACUACAACAACUAUAACUGCUACAAUUGCAACUACAGCUGGUCCAACAACAGCGGGUGUAACUACUGCAGGUGCAUCAACUGAAACUACCGUUCCUGUCAUGUAUCCUAUAGAUUUCAUAAAUACAUGUGCCCAACCAGUAGCAAUUAUGAGUGCUGUUAUGAUGGCUGCUAUGGUUCCUAUACAAGCUUUAGUAAUGUAUGCUGCGUUUACGAAGUUUUCCAAUAUGUUUAAUCCAUUACACAAGAAAGCACAGUUAAGACAUGCACAACGCAUGAGAAAUAUUAAUAUACGAUGA
Molecule: messenger RNA, 1974 nt
Organism: Adineta steineri
Lineage: Eukaryota; Metazoa; Rotifera; Eurotatoria; Adinetida; Adinetidae
Source: the annotation of a GenBank genome assembly